AUGGAGGAUCGGGUGAAAUUGAUGAAGGCCCUCCUGUCCAGGCACCGGUGGCCCCAGGCGCGUCGGUGGAGGAACCCGAUUCCCUUUCCCGAGACAUUUGAUGGCGACACCGACCGGCUCCCGGAGUUCAUCGUGCAGACGGGCUCCUACAUGUUCGUGGACGAGACCGUGUUCUCCAAUGAUGCCCUGAAGGUGACGUUCCUCAUCACUCGUCUCACGGGACCGGCCCUGCAGUGGGUGAUCCCCUACAUCAAAAAGGAGAGCCCCCUCCUCAAUGAUUACCGGGGCUUCCUGGCUGAGAUGAAGCGUGUCUUUGGUUGGGAGGAGGAUGAAGAUUUCUAG
Molecule: messenger RNA, 342 nt
Organism: Chrysochloris asiatica (Cape golden mole)
Lineage: Eukaryota; Metazoa; Chordata; Mammalia; Afrosoricida; Chrysochloridae
Product: protein FAM127C-like
Exons: 1
Coding region: 1-342 (113 amino acids)
Source: RefSeq, a predicted model, not a curated record